GAUCGUACCUUGCGAGUCUCUGUCACAAGCAGUCAAAUUGCUUUAAACACGUUCCUGUUUGGGGAACAAUUACCAAACUCCCACCGGUGACCGCAUGCGGGAAGACGCGCCAAAGAAGCUGCUUCGUCCCGCAGAUCCAAGGACGUUGAGUGCAGCUCAAUUCGCUGCGGUUUAUACCGUGCACGGGGCGUGGCGCCCAUUUUUGGUGCUCGAUGGGAUGCCGUACCCAACGAUCGAUGAUGAGUGCGUACCAUGUGGGUGCGCGCAUCUCAUUGUGAAGCUGGAUGAUAAUGGGGAGUUGUUCGAUACAGUGAUCGUUGUGGGCGCGCUUGGUGCACAAAUCUGCUCGAAUGAUAAGUCGGAGCUCUUUAGGAAUGGGAUGCGGGAUAGUGUAAGGCCUGUGGUGGGAUAUUGGUAUUUCAUCACCGGGGCGGGGUGAUUCCUACUGUGCGUUGUUGUGUUGCUCGUACUUAUUCUGCGUUUCUCAGCUUCGUGACAUCUAUCUUACGUGGAAGCCAUUUUGCUU
This is a messenger RNA of Suillus paluster, 526 nucleotides long. RefSeq lists its product as uncharacterized. The transcript has a single exon. Lineage: Eukaryota; Fungi; Basidiomycota; Agaricomycetes; Boletales; Suillaceae. Bases 95 to 439 code for a protein of 114 amino acids. The record is from RefSeq and is a predicted model, not a curated record.